Molecule: messenger RNA, 13797 nt
Organism: Xyrichtys novacula (pearly razorfish)
Lineage: Eukaryota; Metazoa; Chordata; Actinopteri; Labriformes; Labridae
Source: the annotation of a GenBank genome assembly
AGCCCUUGUAGCUAUGGAAACUCGUCGAUGGCAACAUCCACCAGUCUGUUCUGCCCCCAUCCUCAUACCUCACAGAGGUGCUGAGUGCGAGCUACUGUAACCCAUAAAUUACAGCUGCAAGAUGGCGAAUGCGCGACUCAUAGCUUGUUUCAUUCUCUACACCAGCCUGGGUAAGUUCUUUCUCCUCUUUAUAUUCUCUGAAAUUAUCACCAGAGUUUCGACUAUCUGCGCUCAACGAAGCACAGCGACCGUUAGUGAAAUAAACAGCUGUAACGGAUCUGUGAGUGCUAACGUUAGAGCAGACGUUAGCUUGACAUAAACAGAUGGAGAACAACCAAGGAGCGUUGUGUAAACGGGGCUGUUUUAACGUUAUUCACGUAUUGUACCCGAUAUUAUUAAUAUUACGUCGCUGCUGUGAGAGGCAAACCUAAAAAAUGACGUAGUUGUCGGAGCAUCUUUCACGUUUUCACAUCUGAAUUUCUGCUAACAUUCACAACACCGUUGAACAGCAGUGUUAACGUUAAGUGUCUGUUUAUUCCUAGAUAUUACCUCGAGGGUUUCUUUUGUCUCCAUCGAGAAAUAAUGAAGACAUUUUCAAAGCAAAUAGAUGUUUUAGUUUGGGUGACAGAAAACGGCAACCUCAUGUAAGAGGGGGAUCAGUCGUGUGUUAGCCCUGAGAUGAAGGAAAGCAGGAAUCACAGGCCAGCUCCAGCAUCUCAAAUAACAUGCAUGUGCUGUUUGCUUUGUGCAUGCAGCAUCAAAACUGCAGCAUGCGUUAGAAAUGUAAUGUGAGUUCAUGAUAGUAAGCUGAGAUCCAGUUUGAGUCCUAUCCAAGUGUUGAAUCGGAGUGUGUAGCUGACCUUUUAGUAAUCACAUGCUGAUGAAUGGUGGUGGAGGAGGAGGAGGAGUGUUAUUACUGUGGCAGGUCGAGGGCAUGUGCUGAAAAUUAAUAGUGGUGGAAAAGACAUGCUUCAUCUUCAUCCGCUGACCAACAACAGCUGGAGCUUCUGUGCGAAUCAAUGCAGGAUGAUGCCGGAUGAUCUAGUUGUUGCAUCCACCCUACUGUGCGCUCGGUGUGAGGUCACCCUGCUGCUGGGUGAAAACUGGCAGUGAAGUGGGUGAUUUCCAAAUGGCUUUUUUUUUGCAUCAGUGAGUGAUGUACUUUUCAACCAUGUCCUCCGUCAGGCGAAGCUUCAUUUGUGAUGUUCGCGACAGUGUUAUUUGGCUGUGAAGCGAAGGUUUGAAUAACUACCAAAAAGAAGCGAGAGAAAUGAUCUUACCCAAAAUUUUAGACCAAUAAUGACAUAACCUUAAAUUCUGCCCCCAAACCUGAGACUGGCCGAGUUAUGAAUAUGAAUCAGCCAUUAAGUUCAUGCUCUGUAUCACUUGCUGCAUAAAUUUGAAUUAUUUAGCUUUAAUUAAGUGGGAUUCUUCAGGUUCUGACUUCAGUGUGAGAUCAUAAUAUUCCUUUGUCAUCCAGUUUCUUCAGGUUUUCCUUUGACAGUAUAGGAAAAAUCAUGACUAACAGUCUACAGUACUCGACUGUUUCAUCUUUUUCAAAACAGGAUUACUGUGUGUGUUCAUUAGGACUCAGCGAUAUAUGUAUAUAAUAAAUAUAUCAAUAUAUUUUUAAAUGAGAUGUGAAAUUGGACCAUAUCACAUAUAUCGAUAUACAGAUAUCAGAUGUUCCAAGAGCCAGUUUCCAUGACCGAGGAUUUCCAAAACCUUUAUGGACAGAAUUUCAAGGCGCAGCCGGGGGUAGGAGGGUGUCCAGUUCGGCAGGCAGGGGAUCGCGUCGCUGCUUUUUGCGGAUGAUGUGGUACUUCUAGCUUUGUCGAGCAUUGACUUUCAGCUCUUGUUGGGGCGGUUCGCGGCCGAGUGUGAAGCGGCAGGGAUGCGAAUCAGCACCUACAAGUCUGAGGCCAUGGUCCUCAGUUGGAAAAAGGUAGAUUGCCUUCUCCAGGUCGGAGGGGCAGUCCUGCCUCAAGUGGAGGAGUUCAAGUAUCUCGGGAUCUUGUUCAGGAGUGAGGGUAGGAUGGAACGAGAGAUCGACAGGCCAGCGUACGCAGUGAUGCGGACGCUUAACCGAUCAGUCGUGGUGAAGACAGAGCUGAGCUGUAAGGCGAAACUCUUGAUUCACCGGUUGAUCUUCGUGCCGACCCUCACCUAUGGCCAUGAACUUUGGGUAAUGACCGAAAGAACAAGAUCACGGAUACAAGCGGCCGAAAUGGGUUUCCUUCGCAGGCCUUAGAGAUAGGGUAAGGAGCUCGGACACUCGGGGGGGCAUUCAGAGUAGAAUCGCUGCUCCAGAUGAAGCGGAAGAAAAGGACGACAACGACGUAAUGAUGACAACGAUAUCAGAUGCUGUUGUUGACAGGCUGGUGUUUCUCACACAAAAUCUUUAAACAAAGAAGGACACACUUGUCUGUCCUCUAAUGUCUACAUCAAGACAGCACGAACUGUUUAUCAAAGUAAAAAAGAAAGAGGGGGAAAUCCAUCUGUGGAUUUGUUAGAAAGGAGAAGAAAAUCUGCAAUUUGAUUUUAAUAGGCUAUUUAUAGUUGUCAAAAUGUUGAUGCUUUUCUCGUGUAAAUGAAUUUAUUUCAGAAAAAGAUUGGCCUAUUUUACUUUAUGGGCUAUUUCUAUUCAAGAUAUACUUUUCAUUUAAAUGUGCACCUUAUGGAGCUCCAAUUUAACACUCCUAUGGUUAUACAGUAUUUAUGUUUGACUAUGUUGACUAAACAUUUGUUCUCAUUUUGUGAAAACAAUAUCAGGAUAUAUAUCAUACAUCGAUAUUCAACCUAAAUAUAUCGGGAUAUGACUUUUGGUCCAUAUCGCUUAGCCCUAGUGUUCAUUCUCAUGCUGCAAAUAAGAAUAUUUUAUAUGAGAGAAGAUUAGAGAGCAAGGAAACAUAUUCACAUUGCUUUUUCAUUCAACACAAAAUAAGAAACAGGUGGCGGGGACCUAAUAGUUCAGACCUGUCCCCUAUUCUGUAGUCUUCAUUGCAGUGGUUGCUGGCUCGUCUCCUAGUUGUCAUCCUUUGUUUUCCUGCCUCUCUUAAACUGUCAUUGUAAUAAAGGGGGAAAAUAAGCCCCAAAACAUAACAGGACUAAAAAAGACUAAAAAUAGUGAUUUAUUACCAUCAGGCUGGUCUAAUAGGCUGACGAACUGAUAUGCCAUUUUGGUUUUUUACAUAUUGUGAUGAUAAUGUGGAUUUCCCUUGCAUAUUUACUUCAACUUUCAUGUAUUUGGCAUCCCACAUCCUGUGUUCGUGCAGUGUGGCGCGCUAACAGGACAGCGGGACUGCAGAGGUUAAACCGGAGCUUCAUCAUAUGUCAGUGUUUAUUCACUCCAAAAACACAGUUCACGUGUCCCUUCCUUACAUGUCCCUCAAGUCCUUCUGACAACAUGACCGUCUCUUACUAAUCUGGUGGAGUGAUUAGUUAUUACACAGUCACUCCGGUGUGCUGUCAGUCCCAGUGGUCCUCAGUCUCUCCAUGUCGCUUCCAGCUAACUCUGCCUUCAGCAUAUUUGCAGCGGCUCUGCUGGAAUGUCUGGGAAAGGGGCUUUUUAUAGAUUCACUGGUACAACAUUUCUGUUUGUCGCAGGGAUGGGAAUGGGUAGUUGUUUUCAUAUUUAGCUCAUAAGAGGAUUUCGAGAAUGCGGCUAUUGAGAAGCAAGUUUUCUCUUGGAACAGACUAUAGACCUACUUUGUCUUUGCAUUACAAUAACACAGGGAUUAAAAACCAGGCUGUGUUCGCUUUCCAGCAAGCACCGAGAUUAUUUUCAUCAUUCAAAAAUAUUGUCAUCUAGUCAACCUACAUGUGUGUCACUGGGGAGGGGCGGGGGCAGCCAUUGUUUUAGGAAUUCUAUUGUUUUGAGCUGGUAUUAGUUAUGAGCUAGACAUUGUCUUGUUAAUUGACUGUGGUUAUUCUUUCCCACGGCCUACUUUUUUAGGUCUAAGAAGAAUGUCAAAUAUAUGAAAUUAAAUUUGAGAAAACCUAAGAGAGAACUGGUGGAGAGGAUGUUUUGUAACCAAAGUUUCCCCUAAGGACCUUUUAUCAGAGAAACAUGGCUGAGUUGAGUAAUAUUUCAUCUAAUUAGCCACUAGAAUAACAAGUUUCGCAAUGUUAUGUUGCAAUCCCAGAGAAAGCUGGAGUAUUAAAGGGAUAUUCCAGCGUAAAAUUAAGUUAGGCUCACAAACACUGCAACACAGAGUUAGACACCCCUUCGAGAGAUGAAUGUAGUCAACAGCUUGCUUGUCUUAUACCAACUUUAGUAAAGACCAGAGAGAGUCACACGCUCAACCAAAAAGCCACUCUAUAGCCACAAAUAAUGCUCAGAAAAGCACCUAACUUCAUCAACAGUACAUUUAGGGUCCCAGCUAUAGCACUUGCCACCAAAACAUCUUUUUAACGUUGCCUGAUUUCUUAAGCAAAGAGACCAAACACAACUCACCCAUCUUGUCCAGCAGCUGCUUGUUUGUACGGGGACCUUGGACAAGCCAAUCACCAACUGCAGUGGAGUUUCGCAGCCCAAGGAAGAACAUUUAUGAUCAUUUCUUCAUGGAAAUGCAAUCAAAUAAUUAAGUAAUGAUCAUGAAUGUUCCUCCUUGAGAUGCGUCACCCCGCUGUAGUCAGUGAUGGACUGGUCUGAGGUCUACCUACAACCAAGUGGCUGGAAGAGAGUGGUUGAGUUGUGUUUAGUCUCUUUGCUAAAGAAAUCAGGCAAAGUUAAAAAGAUGUUUGGUGGCUAGUGCUAUGGCCAGGACCCUAUAUGUACUGUUGAUGAAGUUAGGUGCUGUUCUGAGCAUUAUUUGUGGCGGUCGUUACUAAAGUUGGUAUAACUAACCAACUCGGUCUAACUCGGUGUUACGGUGUGUUCGACCCUUACUUCAUUUUAUGCCGGAAGAUCCCUUUAAGCCAGUUCAUUGCCUGUUUUUUUGCCUCUUUGUAGUGGGGUAUCUGUGUAGUUUGCUUAUGACAGUCAACCUGUGUCUAAAAGUUGAAAGUUUUUAGUGAGUUUCCUUUUCCCUCAUAGAUUCUGCCCAUAACUUUGCACUCCUCCACGCAUGUUAAAAGAGGAAGUUUUAAGACUGGACACUCAGCACUGAACAUGCAUACGCUGAGGGAGAGUUUGUUGGACAAGCUCUCCUCAUGUCUCUCAGGAUGUCCAGUCACAGCUUGUCUAAAAAUAGCCCCCCCAAGUACAGGGUGGGAAAGUCAGCAACAGGGACGGAAGCUGAGACCUGGGAGUCAGAUCCCUUCACUGUCCACAGCUGUGCUUGUUUGACUGGAUGCUGGAGCAGGAGCCAUGUUUGCAUCAUUUCCAGGCCCAGUGUCAUCAAUAUGCUCUGCAGUCUUACUGUCUAUCCGUCCGUCUCAGGGUCACUCGUGUGUUACGAGGCCCCUGUGCAUAAAUAUACCUCUGAAUUAGUCACAGUGCCUCAGGCAAACAGGAGGGGAGGUCUUGCAGUAUUAAAGGCCCGCUCAGAUAAUUGUUAUUGUCUCUUUUCAGCCCUUUGAAGUGCCCCCUAUUGCAAACGCCUUCAUUACUCAGCAUGAAUGUUGUUAGUCGUAUGUGUACCCUGCACUUACGCAUUUGGAAGUAGCACAUACAAUGGGUUCGGCACUGAGGUGGAAACAAAGCGCAUUAGAAGGUGAAAAAGAGCUUUUUCGUCCUCUGCAUUUAAAAUCAGACACACAGUGGAAUAACGUGCAAGAUUAGAAUAGGGAUUUUCACAUUUUCUAAAUUUGUUGUUAUAUACCCUUUGCUCUGUUGUGCCUGGUUUCCGCUUAAACUAGCAUUCUGCUGCCCUAAAUCUGGUAGGUUUUGUGAAUUAUGCCUGUUGCUAUUAAAAUCUGACAUUUACCAAAUAACACUGAUUGCUUAAAGGAGUUCGCUCAAGCAAGAAACUUAAAAUAAGUACAUUUCUCGUGUUGUUUUCGCCCGUGGGAAAACUAAGACGAUGAUUAAAUAUGCUUCGCAUUUAAGCACAUUCCCUCUGCUAAGUUAUUUGUGUGCUCCUGAUUUGUUUUGUUCCGAGAAUUUUGAUAAUUUAUUCAUUAUGUAAACCUCAGUGCAAAUUAGCGUCACCAUGUAGCAAAGAAGCCCUUUGAAAAAAAAUACAUAAACUGAUUUCUUGUUAUGUUUUGGGGCGUGUUGAAUUAUUUGUGAGAAACAGAAAAGAGGCCCUCAUGAGUGACACCAACUACUGACACCGACCAACUCCAGCCACUCCUCUGAGGCAAAUGAUCACCCAAACAGCCGUUAGGAUUGUUCGGUCUAUUUGUGAUACAGACACUCAUGAACUGAAGUCCGGAAAACAUUGUCACUACCUUAACUCUGAACUAACAGACUCAAAUAAAGUCAUCAUAAAUAAUUUGAAAAAAUCUUGUUCGACUUUGCUGUGGUCCCAGCUUGAGAUUUGACUUGUUUCAGGUGCUUGUUGUGCUCUCCUUUCAGUCUUCGGUAAUUAAACACAAAAUCUCAGUCGGACUUGGUUUAGCCUUAAAAAAGCUCUGUGGUUGCCUUGUUUGUAUGCUUAUGAUUAUUGUCCUGCGGCUGCAUUGUCCUAAAACUAGAGAGACUAUCUAUCAAAGUCUUCCUACACUUGCUCUCCAGGGUGUGAAACACCCUCGCACGAAAAACUGAAAGUCAGCACUUAAACUUCACGCAGCGUUUCACUUUGAAUGCAGUUCGAUGGAGCAAAGCCAAGACAAUAAAAAUGUCUCAGUAGCCUCAUAUUUAUGACACCCCUCUUUUAAUACUUUUACUGCUGCAGCUUAACACUUCGAACCUCUCUCUCCUUGUGUCACCUGCAGCCACAUUGAUUAACAAUUAAUGACCAUGAAGGACUCCAAUCAAAUCCUAAAUCAAAUAAUAAACCUGAAUACUUCUCCUCAGGACUUACUUUAUAAUAAUAAUAAUGAUAAUUCAUUUUAUUUGUAUAGGGCGUUUCAUGAUACUCAAAGACACUUUACAUAAAGCACACAAUUUGAAUGAAGCAAUAAAAUAAAAUAAAUAAAAAUAGGUAAAAUAGUCAAAUGUUAAAAUCAAUUUUAAAAAGGUGGGUUUUCAGAAGGGAUCUGAAGGAGGGCAAGUCAGUGCAGGAUCUGAUAUGGACAGGGAGAGAGUUCCAGAGGGAGGGUGCGGCAAUGGAAAAGGCCCUGUCCCCCCAGGUUCGAUGAGUCGUCGGGGACAGGAGGUUGGCAUCAGAGGAGCUGAGGUUGUGGCAGUGGAGCGGGGUACUGAUGUAGGAGGGGGCCUGAUUGUGAAGAGCUUUACGGGUGAGGAGAAGGAUUUUGAAGGUGAUACGGUGUUUAACAGGGAGCCAGUGGAGAUUUUGGAGGAGGACAGGGGUGAUGUGGUCUCUGGAGCGGGUGUGGGUGAGCAGGCGGGCGGCAGAGUUUUGGAUGGUCUGGAGUUUUUUGAUGAGUUUGGAAGAUGAGCCAUAAAGGAUGCUGUUACAGUAGUCCAGUCUUGCAGUGAUGAAUGCGUGGAUGAGGGUUAUUCUUUCCAAAACUUACUUUCAUUAAAAAAAAAAAAAAAGCAUGUUUAAAAUCACACAUGUUGGCUCCAGGUGUUAAUCUCCUCUGCUCAAAAAUAGAAAGCAAUUAAUAGGUCUAAAUCAGAGCCCAAGGCGCUCACUCUCUCUAUAUUUAAUCACUCUAAUCCACCACUGUUUAUUAGGAAACAUGCCCAGCUGAUCAUGUCUGCUAAUGAAAAAAAAAGGUUGUGUGUAGCAUCAGGGUUACACAGCAUUUAGCGUCUUGUUUAUUUUUUUUCCCUGCAGGUCACGUUCCAUCGUCACUGGGGGUAAUCCUCCGAACCACGGACAAGAUUGUUUGGGCAAAUGAGUUUGAGCGUAAGUUGCUGGGAAAAUAAAAUCACUUGAACCUGUUUAAGCCAAAGUAGCUUUCCUCUUUCCCUGAUUUGGGAUGCCUGCCUCCUGCUCUAAUGCAUUCUGUUUUCUUUACAGCCAUCGAACUGACCUGCUUAAUAGAGUCCAUCUCCACAAACAACCCGAGGAUUGAGUGGAAGAAGAUUAAGAACGGCGUUCCCAGCUAUGUUUACUUUCAAAACAGGAUCGCAGGUAAACGGCUUGGAAACUCUCCUUUUUAAAAAAACCCAUCAACCAGUUAGAGCACCAGCAUUUCAAAGAAAAGACUGAAUGAAUGGUACCUUGGAAGAACUUGGCCUCAAAUUCUUGUUUGAACUGUGAAGUCACGCUGUGUAUGUGAAUGAGCAAUUGUAAAGUGUUUUUUUCCCUCUCUGAAUAGGGGACUUGGAGCACAGAGCUCAGCUCAGAGAGCCGGCCAACAUCCUGAUCUUCAACACCACCCGGUCAGACACUGCCGAGUACCGCUGCGAGGUGGCCGCCAUCGACGAUCAAAGAGACUUUGAUGAGAUACUUAUUAGCCUCGCAGUACGAGGUAUUGUGAAAGGAGGAUUUGCUGCUGACUGACCACAUUUAUUUAAGGGAAAUAUAAAGUGAUCGUGUACUUCAGAAAUUUUGGAACAGUUUUGUUAAAUUGUGUUUAUAUGAGAGAUUUUUAUUGUAGCAGCAGUUUGACGUUUCACAUAUUUUUCCUGGUUCAGAGAGGGGCUUCUUGGAGAUUACUGCAUGUGAAAGUAAUGAGGAAUCUGUUUACAGUGAAGGGGAAGAGGCUCUGUUACCCUACAUGACAGAAGUCUGUGUAUUUCCUGUUCAUUUCCUUUAUCUUACAUUCAUUCUGCUAACUGUAAACCGGAUUAUCAUUGCCAUGUCAUACUAAAGCACAAUAUAGGACAGGCUGCCCCCCAAAACCUAAACAGAUCUAUGUCAUUCUUAUUCAAGUUUGGUGCUGCACACUUUUGUUUUUAGUAUGCCACGAAAUCUUUUAAAAGGUUGUUUCACUCACCCCCAUGGUAUCACAAUUUUCCAAACUUUGUCUCAUGCAAAAAUAGACAGGGAACAGCCACAACUGAGCAAGCUGCAGAAUGAAAGGAGGGAAGAUCAGCAUCUGAAUUAAACACCUAUGGGGAGUGAGACGAAUUCUCCUCUGCUGGGAAAGCCCUGUAUUUUCUGACAUUUUUGUCGUAACUGAAACAUUUUUACUGUCUUGCUGAGACUGAGAUGAGAAAAUCAAAGCCUGUAGAAAAAAAAGCAGAGAGCAGUUGUACAUAUUGCUGUGUUCCUGUGCCUGUGUGCAGUGAAACCUGUAGUACCGCGGUGCAGCGUGCCUGAGGCCGUCACGGUUGGAACGUCAACUGAGCUGCGAUGCCUGGAGAACGAGGGUUUCCCCGCUCCUCAGUACCGCUGGUUCCACAACAGCGAGGAGCUUCCCCAAGACCCCAAAAACAGCCCCAGGCUGGUCAACUCCUCAUACAGCAUCAAUCCUGACACUGGAGGACUGGUGAGACGGACACUAUUCAAAAUAAUCUUCCCCUGUCAGAUGUUCUGUGUAUGGAUGUGACUCUUAAGCAUCAUGAUACAACAUGACAGCUUAUCUGAUGUAAAUGUGAACAGCUUAAUCUGAAUAAAACCUCAGACUUAUAGCAGGCUUAAGCUAUGCGUGUAAAGACAACAAGUUAAAAUGCUAAAAAUAGAGCUUGUAUAGGAGAGGAGAAUCAGUAUGCAUUAGAAGCCGAGCAGAUUUAUUUUUGGAUCACAUCAGAGUAAUAAAAAUGAGUAUAAAUUCAUGCCAGAUAUUUCACCUUCUUUACAAACACAUAUGGAGAUCAUACUCCACAAUGUUGGAGCACAAUAAAAGUAUAUGGCUCUUUAGAGAACGUCAGAAGAAUUUAUCCACUGCCAAACAUCCACUAGCAUUUUGUUGACAAUGCAAUGUGUCAUUGCACUGAAACGUUUCUAAAAAUAUCUCCUCAGAAAUUUCGAAGAGUGAGGAAGGAGGACGCAGGGGAGUACUACUGCCAGGCAAAGAACGAUGCGGGACAUGCGCAAUGUCCCUCUCAGACGAUGGAAGUCUGUGAGUAUGGAAAUGUCUGACUCAGGCUUUAUGAGGCUUUCUCAGAAAAUGAACGUCUUUUUCGGUCUCUUUUAUGUCUGUCAAUGCUGUUACUAAAAACAGUUUCAAAAGAGAGGAGUCAGCGUGAUAAAAAGCAAAUUACACUUCAAAGACUCGCAGGAACACUCGGUGUUCAUGUCUAGAUGGGAAGGUAGUAUCAAAGGAUCAAAGUCCAAGUUUUAAAAAGCAUCAGCAAGCAGGAGAGACAAGGCUACGAAGAAGACCAUCUUUGUUUUGUAAUGUACAGAGUGUUGGAAGCUUCAUUAUAAGGUCAGGUAAUCUACUUUAAGUACAAAACUAACAGAGCAUGUGAGCUUUAAAGGGAUAUUCCAGCGUAAAAUUAAUUUAGGGUCAAACACACCAUAACACCAAGUUAGACAGCCCCUCGAGAGAUGAAUGUUUCCAACCGCUUACUUUUCUAGUUAUAUCAACUUUAGUAACGACCACAGGAUAGCAAUAUACAGCAGUCGUUGGAGCCAUAAACAAACCUCAACCAAAACGCCACUCUAUAGCCACAAAUAAUGUUCAGAACAGCACCUAACUUCAUCAACAGGACAUAUAGGGUCCCAUCCAUAGUACUAACCACCAAACAUCUUUUUAACUUUGCCUAAUUUCUUUAACAAAGAGACUAAACACAACUCACCUACUCUCUUCCAGCAGCCACUUGUUUGUAGUGGGACCUAAAGCCAAUCCAUUACCUGAAAUUCAAGGAGAUCGAUCCAUUUAGCUUUUUUACAGCUUCUCAUCUCAAGAUCUGUUGGGGGUUGAGCCAUUGUCAAGCAUUUGGCCUCAAUUUGGAAGUCAGGAGUUGAGCUGUCGACUAUUUCUCAACUGUUCACUAAAAAACAAAUAACCCCAAACACUUCAAAAUGAGGUCAAAGUGAAACUCAAUUUUUGAAGUUAAACCACUUUGACGUUCAGCACAUUGCCUGUAGAGAAGUACAUCCUCAAAACUAGGAUUCAAGGCUGCACAUAGGCGAACAAUUUGCUUUAUCAGCAUGUUCAAAAAGAAGAGUCUCAGCCUAUAGAAUGUCACAAACCCAUCCUCAAAACUUAUAUUUGACACUGCAUAUAGACAAAUGACUUGCUCUAUCAGCACAUCCACACAUAGAAAAGUCCCAACUGGCCAUGUCAGCUUUGAACCCAGGACCUUUAUGACAUUUUGAGCCACUAAGCAGUUGACAGCAAGAAGAAGAGGUUAAUGAAUUCAGAAGAUGAGAGAGAGAGGAACAUCCUCCCCAACAAAUUCAACUUCUCUCUGAAGUGGUGUUCUGCAGCAAAUGUAAAAGACAGGAAAAAACACAAUCACAGUUUGGGUUUAGAUGUGUAUGCUCCAAAAUGCUAAUGAAUGAUAAAAUCACAAGUCCCUUGCUGAGCUGUAUUGUAUUUCAACAUUUUUAUAACUAGUGCUGCACUUCUUACACAUUAUUCUGCUUAUUAUGCAACUCCUAAACCUCCAAACAGCCUAUUCUGCUCACAGUUUGAGACACAUACAUAGUAACAGUUAACUCUGCCUUUUUAAGAUUUGCUAACUUUGUUCUAUUUACAUUUUACUCAAAUUUCUUAAAAAUAAGCUAACUUUUGUUAUAACUACAGUUAAACUGAAUAUUCCCACUGAUGGCACAAGUCAGUGCAGCACCUGAGUGGGUUUUUCUGCCUCAUCACUGUCAGUUUUUGUCUUUUCUUUUCCAUUUUUCAGUCCUUGAACCUCUUCUGCUCUGUAAGGUGUUUACUUGAUGUACCAUCUAUAGAUUCAUGACUCACUGUUGCCCGCAGAGUUUGUGUCUUUAACCUCUCCUGCCAUUUCUCCUCUAUUUUUGGCUUGUUUACCGUUUUCCUCAGUUUGUCAUCAGAUUAACUUGACAUCUUUCUGUGCACUGAUAUGAUUACAGUGUGAUUAGCCAUUCAGAGUCUUUGAUUAGAGCCAUAUCCUUGGCACUAAUGUGUUUCUAUGACAACAGAGCAACAGUCUGCAAUUGAGAAAUAGCAGACUGUUGCUAUAAGCUGUUGCUAAUUAAUGGCCAUCAUAAUUGAGUAUGUGAGAAAGCACAAAUGUCAAUAUUAGUGACUUUAUUCUAAUACUAGUAUUAUGGUCUACUUGGGUAUCUCUUUGAUUUGAGCCGUAUCCUUGGCACUGGUGUGUUUCCCUGACAACAGAGCAACAAUCUGCAAUUGAGAAAUAGCAGACUGUUGCUAUUGCUAUUUAAUGGCCACCAGAAUCAAGUAAAUGAGAAAGCAAAAGUGUCAAUGAUCUCGAAUAUCUCCCAGGCCACCUUAUGCCGCUAAGAUGUAAUCUCUAUCUCCUGUUGCAGAUGACGUGGACAUCCUUGGGAUUUUCCUCAAGGGUUUCGGUGCAGUGGUUCUGUUCAUCUGUGUGUUUGCAACCAUUUGUCACUCCCUUAAACGAGGAUGCUUUGACAAAAAAGGUCACAAUGAAAAUAAGUGAGUACAAAGUUAGAGCCUAAGAAAAGAAAAAGGGUGAUGUGUUAUGAUGUCUUUGUUUACACAUCAAAUUAAAUCUGUUUCAGCUACAACUGGCCAGCACAAAACGAUGGAGUGGACUAUGGUGAUGCUGACGAGGUAAACAAACUUUGUAAUAUGCAGUACUGAUUUUCUGUCUCACUGAGAAUGAAGAAAGUACAACAGGAGUUGUUCUGAUCUCAUCGCUGUGUCUUCUCAGGGCCAUUUUCGCCACAAGUCUUCGUUCAUAAUUUGACGGCUGGGACAGAAGACGAGGUGGAAAAGAAGAUGAACACAAAACUGCUGAGGUUAACUUGCUACAAUAUAGCUCCAGAUGGGAAAGUUUGAGGUGUUACCGAGGCACAUUAUUCUCUGAUGCACAUCAAAAUCCAAUCAACCAACUUGCCAAAGUACUUUUAGUAUCAUUUCGUAGCACUUCGUCAUGUUUUUAUAAUGUAACGGCAUUUUUUUUAAAAACGUGUUUCUGUUGAAUUUAACACCAUUCUUUUUUUUUUUUUCACUCCAUCCUCACUCAGUUUUUCCGUGCUAAUUUUUUAAACUAUUAUUUUAGAGCUGUGGAAUUUGAUAUUUGGCUCAUGGUGUCAUUACAAAAGAUGCUGGAAGCUACAUUCCCUCACUGUUUUUGGACAAAUCCUCUUUUAUAACUUUUUACUGAGUACACGGAAAUUGUUUUACAAAGCUACUUUACAUUGUCUGUGUUUGUCAGAUAAACAUGUUCAGAAUAAGUUUCACACUGUUUUGUAUAUACUGUAGUUAAACAGGCAAUAAGCGGCAGACUGUAAACGGCUGAUGAGCUCAGAUUCCUAAGGCACAAUUUAUCGGCCUCUCUUAUAAUUAUAGAUGAUAAAAGUAUGUACGAGUACAGAGUAACCUGUGAAUUUGAAUUCCUUAUAUCCAACUAUGCUGCAGAGUUAAUAUGUACUAUAAGGGUGGUGAAGUAUGAGUUUUAGAGUGCUGUUUCUGUGUAUAAGUGACCUUCUGUGCUUUACUAAUUAUUUUCUGAGUAUUGGACAUAUUGUCCAGUUCGGCUUAGUAUUUAAUGUACAUAAAUACAUACUUUUUUUGAUCUUUUAAUUUUCUUACGUUAUGCACCAUAUUUUAGUGUAAAUACGCAGUAAAACAGUUUAUUUGAAAUCAUUUGCAGUAUUAACUGUUCAGUGUGUUCUGCAGUGUUCAGACUGUCAUUUCAAGCAUUAGUGUCAAUGAUUUGUGUAACAACUCAGGAACUGUUGUAAAUGUCCACUGUUUAUUUGAUAUUAAUGCUGUCUGUUCAUGUUAUUUUGUUACUAUUAAAACAUUUGAACUGUU